AAGACGGAUUUCCUAUUUCAGUUAAUUUAAUUCUAUCAUAGAUGCAUAUUAUAGAUGAGUAUCAAGUUCGAUUAAUUAAUAUUUAAUACAUUAUUUUCUAUUUAGUAUUUACACUUCACGUAAUCACGUUAUUAACAUUAUUAAUGUGAAUAGCUUAAUCUUUAAGAUGACUGAUGAUUGUACCAUUGAUGUCAAAAAUAACUUUAACCAUCUGAUUACCGAAGAAAAGAACAAACACACUGUGUAUUGCACAAAAUGCCCAUCCAAGAUUUUGUCAUCUACAAUGGGAAAGCAUUUAAGAAUCGAAUUCAAUCUUCCACACAUGUCUCAGAAAAAAAACUGCGAGUCUGUUGAAUGUGAACUGUUGGCAGAUUACUGGAUGGUUCCAGAUAUGUAUAUGUUUGAUAAUAUUGGAUUCUCAAAGACUGUUGAAUCCGGCAUUAAAUAUCUUAUAUGUGCUGACUGUGAAAUCGGACCAAUUGGAUGGUACGAUGAUAACACUAAGCAAUCUUAUGUAGCACUGUCCAGAGUCAAGCACGCUGAAGAUUCAUGAUCUUUAAUUAAAUUUUAAUUGACCAAAAUUCUUUGUCAAUUAUUGAACUCUUGCAUACAACAUUAUCCACAAAUCACAGUAGUCAACAGUAUAUUAAUCAUAAUGUGAUUUCAACAUUAUCUCAUGUAUAACUAAAAUAAAUUAUUUUAUACUCC
This is a messenger RNA of Diuraphis noxia (Russian wheat aphid), 708 nucleotides long. It is a transcript of the gene strat, whose product is annotated as RAB interacting factor STRAT. Gene Ontology annotation, biological process: small GTPase-mediated signal transduction; post-Golgi vesicle-mediated transport. The record is from RefSeq and is a predicted model, not a curated record. Gene Ontology annotation, cellular component: cytosol; membrane. NCBI's taxonomy places the organism in Eukaryota, Metazoa, Arthropoda, Insecta, Hemiptera, Aphididae. Gene Ontology annotation, molecular function: guanyl-nucleotide exchange factor activity; zinc ion binding.